Messenger RNA from Exserohilum turcica Et28A, 1900 nucleotides. RefSeq lists its product as uncharacterized. Lineage: Eukaryota; Fungi; Ascomycota; Dothideomycetes; Pleosporales; Pleosporaceae. Gene Ontology annotation, molecular function: phosphatidylinositol-3-phosphate binding; ubiquitin binding. The transcript has 3 exons. Bases 44 to 1828 code for a protein of 594 amino acids. Gene Ontology annotation, cellular component: late endosome membrane; ESCRT II complex. The record is from RefSeq and is a predicted model, not a curated record. Gene Ontology annotation, biological process: protein transport to vacuole involved in ubiquitin-dependent protein catabolic process via the multivesicular body sorting pathway.
GUCAUGGCCGCCUCUUGCACAUGCUCACUUGCAGAUGGUCUGAAUGUUUCUGCACCAGCUCGACCUCACCACCGCACUGCGCCCGUCGCUCCUGCCGGAGGAGACGCUGCUGUUUGUCCAGGAUGCCGUCGGGCUCUAUGAGGGCAAGUUCAAGAUACCUCAAUAUCAGAAUGGCCAGUCGUAUCUGACCUCGCACCGCGUCUGCUACGUCGACCACAAUGAGCCGCGCAAGAAUUCCGUCGCCAUCUUCCUCAAAGACGUCGAGAAACCAGACUUCUAUGCUGGCUUCCUCAAGUCUUCGCCCAAGGUCACCCUCUAUCCGAAGCCUUCAAAGCAACUAUCGCGUGGAGCUCCUGUAGCCCCAACACCGUCGGCCUCAUCUGCAACCCCCCCGCGACAUAGCAGCCCCGCGCCGCCACCCCCAACGAGCGCGACGUGGGUGUGCCCGAUAUGCUCCUUCUCCAACCCCGUGCCCUCAAACUUUGACCCCGCUCUCGCGUCUCGCACACCUAUACCGCCAUGCCUGGCUUGCGGGAUCAAGCCGCCGACGGUACAUGUCGUCAAGGCGGCUAUAGCGGCCAUGUCGAACCGACCAGCGCCUGGCCCGCCUCCAAAAGAUGUAAGGGAUGGAACUGCUCCACCUCCUUCUGCUCCUGCAGCAUCGUCAUCAUCAUGUCCCCGCUGUACCUACCAGAACCAUCCCUCUCUCCUUAAUUGCGAGAUAUGCGGCGCGUCCUUGACAACGGCCGUGGACAGGCGAUUCGACAUGCUUCAAGAACCAAGCAGAUCAGAGUCUCCAGGCCCGACGCUCUCGACACCACUGCAGUCCGAGACUAUCGAAUGCAUCAAGAUAUCGUUCCGUGCGGGCGGCGGGCCUAUAUUCUUUGAGCGCCUGAAGAAUGCCUUGGUACAACGCAAAUGGCUGCUUCAGAGCGCCCCACCAAUUCCCAAGCCACGACUGUCAUCCGGCACCAAUGAAAAUGGCUUUGCCGCCCAGUCUGAGGCUUCGUAUGCAGAAGUUGAGCGGCCGCGGGUCGUUGGCAUUGCGGGCUUGGAGCGACGCGGGCUGGAGCAAAGGCAAAACAACGAGGCCAUGAUAGGCAGCGCCUUUGAAGAUCUGGAGGCUUUGAUGACAUCUGCAAAGGAGAUUAUCGCCCUCGCAGAGCAAUUUGCAUCGCAGGCCAAUCUUGGUACUAACGGCAGCUCAGAGGCAAACGCACUAGCAUCUCAAUCUGCAUCUGCACUAGGUCUGAUAACGACAAAGGAUAUGCUUGGCUCUGGGUCAGGUUCCGAGUCGCUCUACGUGUCGGAGCUUUCGAGGAAUCUGGCUGAGUGGUUGACUGACGACACGCACGGUAUUCUGAGAAAAGAAGGUGGAAUCAUGACGCUCGUGGAUCUAUGGGCCGUCUUCAAUCGUGCAAGAGGUGGUGUUGAACUUGUCAGUCCCUCGGACUUUGAAAAGGCAGCCCGUAUGUGGGAUACGUUGAAAUUGCCGGUACGCCUGCGGAAGUUCAAGAGCGGUCUUCUCGUAGUACAAGGUCGCGAUCGUACCGACGAGAAGACGAUUGCUAGUCUUUUGGCCUGGCUCAAGAGUCUCCAUCAAGAACCACCCAGCACCGAAGUCGCGUGGGAUUGGCAAACGUUUGGCCGGGGCGUAACCGUGCAAGAGACGGCCGAAAGAUUUGGCUGGAGCGUUGGUGUAGCAACCGAGGAGCUAGAAAUGGCCGAAGAAGCAGGGGCACUCUGCCGAGAACAGGGCAUUGACGGCUUCAGGUUCUGGGAAAACUGGCUGGUCAAGAUGCCUGAGAAUGCUAGUAUGACCGUGUAGAAAAGACCAGGCGAAACUGCGAGUUGCAUUUUGUUUUGCUGAUUAGCAUUGUCGCAAUCAAGUAAAUGUUAU